Messenger RNA from Podospora pseudopauciseta, 2740 nucleotides. RefSeq names its product high-affinity Zn(2+) transporter zrt1 (gene ZRT1). The coding region runs from base 530 to 2362 and encodes 610 amino acids. The transcript is spliced from 3 exons. Gene Ontology annotation, cellular component: plasma membrane. Lineage: Eukaryota; Fungi; Ascomycota; Sordariomycetes; Sordariales; Podosporaceae. Gene Ontology annotation, molecular function: zinc ion transmembrane transporter activity. Gene Ontology annotation, biological process: zinc ion transmembrane transport. The record is from RefSeq and is a predicted model, not a curated record.
CCUCCAUGAGCCCCUCUAUGCGCUGAAUUUUCCCAUCUCAGCGAUCCCCACGUCCUUUUCUCUCCUUCCCUCGUGGCUAUCCCGUGUUCCCAGUCUUCUAUCGUCUCUUUCCCUUCCCCGGAAUUCGAACCUACGCCAGGUACCAGACGGCCCACGACCACGCGAGUAACUUGUGCUUCGCGCAUAAGACUACGGCUACCUACAGGACGCCCACGCCACGACCGCAACCUGCUGUGCACCUUGACGGUCAGUCACAACCUUGACGGCUCGAUUUGUGGACACAGCUGCUGCAAGACCUGGAACUUGGCAGCCACUCCCACCGUCACUGUUCUGUGUAGCCCCCCACGAGCCAGGACAUGAGCUGAGGAGAAGCAACCAAAGAUACCCCCUCAAUUGCCUCGCUUUAUAAUCCCCUGUGCUAUCCCGCGCUUUGUACGCCCAUAUCUAUAUCGAGCGCAGCCUCCCGCUCCGACAGGUUCACAGCAGCAGCAUCACCCUUCGUCUUCGGUUACAUACCUUCUAUCACAUCAUGUUUCAAAGCCUGCCUGCCAUACGGGCGUCGCUCCUCUAUGGACUGUUAGCCUCUCCAUCUCUUAGCCUCGUCUCAGCAAGCCCUUCACCAAUCGACGCCCGUCAUGUCGUGACAGAUCCUGCCAGAGUAGUUGCGCAAGCAACCGUCACUGCUGUGUCAGAGUGCCACGCCCACGGUACUAAUUAUUAUUGUCAAGCCGGAGUCACAGAGUUUCGCAUUGUUGGCUCCGAGACUGCCGCCUCAUACACGGAUUGCCAUCCACACGGCGCAAAGACGUACAGUGUAGGACCAAAGUCUGAUGAGGUAGAAAUUGUCCUUGCUGCCGCUACGGCACCUGCGGUAACAGCGUCCCCAACGGUGACUGGCAGUUCGAGCUUGACUGCCGUUAGCGCGUGCCAUCUCCACGGGUCUGAGCUCCUUUGUAUGCACGGGGCAACCGAGUAUAAGGUCCACACAACUGUCACUGCUACUGCUACACAAGAUCUCCCAGCACAGUUUACCGGUUGCCAUGCCCAUGGUGCUGAGACAUACUGCAAUGGCCCAACCGGAGAGGAAGUUGAGAUCACCCUGGCCACCGCUGAGGAGGACCACGACGACCACGGUCAUGAAGACUCGGAGGAACUUGAUUGCCACUUCCACGCUGGCGUCGAGCAUUGCGUCGGCAAAGGGGGCGAGAAGGUUGCCAACACCUGCGAAAGAACGCAGCGUGACUACAACAUCAAGCUUCGUGUUGGCUUGUUGUUCGUCAUGUUGGCUACCAGCUCCAUUGGUGUCUUCACUCCCAUUCUCAUCUCAUCCUUUGUGUCGCCCAACCAUAUCGUAUUCACCAUUCUCAGACAGUUCGGCACUGGCGUCAUCAUCUCGACCGCUUUUGUCCACCUCUACACUCAUGCUGUACUAAUGUUCCAGAACGAAUGCCUCGGCAAGCUGCAGUACGAAGCCACAGCCUCUGCCAUCCUCAUGGCAGGCAUCUUCCUCUCCUUCCUCAUCGAGUAUCUUGGCGUUCGUUUCGUCCAAUGGCACCAAGCCAAGCAACAGGCCCACAAGGCUGUUUCCAGCGACGGUGAGCAGCAAGGCCCGGCCCCAGGCAAAACCGACAUGGUCAACAUCACCGUUCUUGAAGCCGGGGUCAUCUUCCACUCCCUUCUUAUCGGCCUCACUGUAGUCGUCGCCGGUGAUUCCUUCUUUGGCACCCUGUUUGCCGUCAUUGUUUUCCACCAAAUGUUCGAAGGCAUCGCUCUUGGCACCCGCAUCGCCGCCCUCGGUCACCCCAGCGCUGCCACUACCCACAGCGGCGUUCACGGCCACGGUCACGGUCCGGGUCAUGCGCACUACCACCCCGAGCCAAAGCCCGCCGCUGAGAUCGCCCCCGCCGGAGAAAUCGUUGCCCAUGCUCCCAAGGAAGGCCACAACCACGAACACGGCCACGACCACCUCGCCCUCCCUGAUGCGCACAAGACGGCCAAGAGCGGAAGCGUUUCGUCCUCCGAGAACAGCACCACUGCGGGCGAACUCACCCCUCACGUCUCCAUCUUCAAGAAGCUCAUGCUUGCCUUGGCUUUCGCCUUGGUCACACCUAUCGGCAUGGGCAUCGGUAUCGGCGUUCUUCACACAUUCAACGGCAACGACCCUUCGACUAUCAUCGCUAUUGGCACCCUCGAUGCCUUCUCAGCCGGUAUCCUCGUGUGGGUAGGUGUGGUGGAGAUGUGGGCUCACGACUGGAUGUUGGGAGGGGAGAUGACCAAUUCUGGGCCGCUGAAGACCGCUCUGGGGUUGAUUUCCAUGGUGGUUGGCUUGGCAGUCAUGAGCUUGUUGGGCAAAUGGGCGUAAAUAGGUUUUUGGAUAUGUGGGUUUUGUUUAUACUGCGCUUUCCGGAUAUGAUGUGGUUUUUUUUUUUGGUUUUUUUUUUUUGGACAGAAAAGGGAUAUGAUACCAUCAUGACAUAUUGUUAUCUUGGAGGAUUGGAAUUUUGGGAGGAAAGGAUCUCACAUUUAGCGUUGGGCGUUGCGGCGUCAUGCAAUUUACAUACCUCCAAGGUUGUUGUUCACCUGCGGGUGCAACAGAGAAACGAUGAAAGGGUAAUUUCGGAAAUGAUAGAAGUUUGGAAGAAUGUGUGUUGAUAAAUGGUCAUGUAUAUUUGAUCUAUCUACUUGGGUAUGAAUCUACGAAGCAUGAGGUGACAAACCCGUUGUUUUUUUGUCUGUUCUA